CGCACUCCAGACGCUGCUUUGGGGUUUCUGGGUGCGUGGGGGGGUAGGCGGGCCCGUUCUUAACCUCGGCCGCGAGAGUUUCAGAGUAAUGGGGGUAUGGGAGGGACACACGUCUUUUUUUUAAUUGCUCGGAGGACAGCUGCUGAAGAGAAGCAGUAGUCCCACUCCCUUUUGGGAGCCAGGGAGAGGACGGGGUGCGUCCGCCAUGUUGGUGAAGGCAAACGAGGAGGACUAGAACUCCAGGACUGUCGGCUCCUGUGGCUCAAGUCCGCCAUAUUAAUAAAGAGAAAGGGAAGGCUGACACCACCCCCCUCCCCGCACACAUACGUACACCCCUUCUUCCCACCUAGCUCCCGCAGCUUAGCUGGGUGGGCCCUUCCCCAGCCUCGCUUGCCCAGUCUCUUCCCGAAGGAAGCGUAGCAGCCCGCGCCUCAGAUUAGGCUUAAGACAGCGCCGAAUGAGGGCGAAAGGGAAAUGCCGACCAAUUGCGCCGCGGCGGGUUGUGCUACUACCUACAACAAGCACAUUAACAUCAGCUUCCACAGGUUUCCUUUGGAUCCUAAAAGAAGAAAAGAAUGGGUUCGCCUGGUUAGGCGCAAAAAUUUUGUGCCAGGAAAACAUACUUUUCUUUGUUCAAAGCACUUUGAAGCCUCCUGUUUUGACCUAACAGGACAAACUAGACGACUUAAAAUGGAUGCUGUUCCAACCAUUUUUGAUUUUUGUACCCACAUAAAGUCCAUGAAACUCAAGUCAAGGAAUCUUCUGAAGAAAAACAACAGUUGUACUCCAAACGGACCAUCUAAUUUAAAAUCAAACAUUAGUAGUCAGCAAGUACUACUUGAACACAGUUAUGCCUUUAGGAACCCUAUGGAAGCAAAAAAGAGGAUAAUUAAACUGGAAAAGGAAAUAGCAAGUUUAAGAAGGAAAAUGAAAACUUGCCUACAGAAGGAACGCAGAGCAACUCGAAGAUGGAUCAAAGCCACGUGCUUGGUGAAGAAUCUAGAAGCAAAUAAUAUAUUACUUAAGGGCACAUCAGAACACAUUUUACCAACUGCCUUAAACAGUCUUCCUUUGGAAGAUUUCAAGAUUCUUGAACAAGAUCAACAAGGGAAAACAUUACCAAUUCUCUAACUCCAAAACAGACUAAAAGUACCUUCAAUUAGGAUUUGAUGCUUGAACUUCAUUCUGUUCAAAGGUAAAGAUAUUUAAGGAAAUUAUUCCAAAAUUGGGUAUUUAAUAAAGUUUUACCUGAAGUAACAACGUUACUGCAUAAUUUAUUUAUGAAGACUUGGUUACAAAAAAAAAUGGAGAACUUCUUAUGAAACUUAUUUGAACGAGAAUGGAAGUGCCUUAUGUGAGAAUC
Molecule: messenger RNA, 1363 nt
Organism: Mesoplodon densirostris (Blainville's beaked whale)
Lineage: Eukaryota; Metazoa; Chordata; Mammalia; Artiodactyla; Ziphiidae
Gene: THAP2
Product: THAP domain containing 2
Exons: 3
Coding region: 475-1131 (218 amino acids)
Cellular component (GO): nucleus
Source: RefSeq, a predicted model, not a curated record